GUUGAGAAAGGUCGUGAAAUCCGUAGGAAAGCCAAAAGCACUGAAGGCAGAGAGCAGAGAGAGCAAAGCAAAGCCAUGGCGUUGGCGAUGACGCUCUCUUCCUCUCCUACUACCUCCACUUCUGCAACUGCCCUAAUUUCUCAUCCUCUCUUUCCUCGCACUGCUUUUCUUCGUUUCCCGACCACAACAAGAAAGCCUUUCUUGAACUCGUGGAGACAAUUCUCGGUUUCCGCUUCGGUUUCUUCUUCCCCUGCUCUCCAAGCUCUCAUUUUCGAUUGCGAUGGCGUAAUCCUUGAAUCCGAGCACUUGCACCGCCAAGCUUACAACGACGCUUUUGCUCACUUCAAUGUCCGCUGCUCUUCUUCUCCCCAGCCUCUCAAUUGGGGCACCGAAUUCUACGACGUGCUCCAGAACCUUGUCGGUGGUGGCAAACCCAAAAUGCGAUGGUACUUUAAGGAGCAUGGAUGGCCAUCCUCGACUGUAUUCGAGUCGCCUCCGGAGAACGAUGAGGACCGUGCGAAGUUGAUCGAUAUUCUGCAGGAUUGGAAGACUGAAAGGUACAAAGAAAUUAUCAAAUCUGGGACCGUGGAGCCUAGACCUGGAGUUUUACGAUUAAUGGACGAGGCCAAGGCUGCUGGGACAAAGCUCGCAGUUUGUUCUGCAGCUACAAAGAGUUCAGUUAUAUUGUGUCUUGAAAACCUUAUAGGAAUUGAGCGAUUUCAAAGUCUUGAUUGCUUCCUUGCUGGUGAUGAUGUGAAGUUGAAAAAGCCUGAUCCAUCUAUUUAUCUGACAGCUGCAAAGAAUCUAGGUGUAUCACAGAGAGAUUGUUUGGUCGUGGAGGACAGCGUUAUUGGGCUGCAGGCGGCAACAAGUGCUGGUAUGUCAUGUGUGAUUACCUACACAUCUUCAACAGCAGAACAGGAUUUUAAAGAAGCAAUAGCAAUCUAUCCUGACUUGAGCAAUGUGAGACUGGAAGACUUGGAACUGUUACUUCAAAAAGUUGUCACUGCCAAAUAGUAAAUUUAUUUUGUUCUUUGGAAUUUGAAGAACUUGUGUAGCUUACAUAAAAAUUUCGGCUGAAAUUGGAGGUGCUAAAUUAUCUUUUUGGCAUUGUCAUUAUUUAAAUUUGUCGCUAUAAAUGAUUUUGUAAUCUAUUCAUUGAUAAUUCAUGUACAGGUAAAAAUAAGAACGAAAAAUUUACUAGUUGCAUGAAGGCAUUUGGAUUA
Molecule: messenger RNA, 1226 nt
Organism: Ziziphus jujuba (common jujube)
Lineage: Eukaryota; Viridiplantae; Streptophyta; Magnoliopsida; Rosales; Rhamnaceae
Product: haloacid dehalogenase-like hydrolase domain-containing protein At4g39970
Exons: 11
Coding region: 76-1017 (313 amino acids)
Molecular function (GO): hydrolase activity
Source: RefSeq, a predicted model, not a curated record